AUGUCGCGCUUUGAGGCUUUUCUGGACUGUCUAGACAUCGUACAGCAUCCCAAUAUAAAGGGGCUGCGGCUAAUUGGCUGCGACAACGACAAACAACAAAUCGAGGUCAGAUACCCUCAGCAGCAGCAGCAGCAGCAGCAGCAACAGCAGCAGCAGCAGCAGCAGCAGCAGCAGCAGCAGCAGGAACAGCAGCAGCAGCAGUAG
Messenger RNA from Eimeria mitis, 204 nucleotides. RefSeq lists its product as uncharacterized. The coding region runs from base 1 to 204 and encodes 67 amino acids. The record is from RefSeq and is a predicted model, not a curated record. The transcript has 3 exons. Lineage: Eukaryota; Apicomplexa; Conoidasida; Eucoccidiorida; Eimeriidae.